AUGAAGAAGCACCUUCUGAUUUUGAAGUUGUCAGAUGAAGAUUCGGAUAUACCUGAUGCUGCUUCUGAGCACAAUACCGACACAGAUGAUGAAGAGAUGCCAGAGUUUCAGCGUUUUGUACCGCUUCCUACAGCUACUUCCUGUGAACCACAGUUUCUAGGUAAAACUAAGGCCCAAAACAUCAUCACCAAGCUUCCAGGCGUGAAGGGAAACGCACGAAACGCUAAAGAAAUUAUAGAUUGUUGGCAACUAUUUUUCCCUCUAGAUGUUUUAGGGGAUAUAGUGAAAUAUACAAACCAAAAGUUGGACCAGAUUAGAGAAAAAUAUCCACGGAUUCGAGACUGUUUGCAGACAGAUCUGGAUGAGAUGAUGGCUUUUCUAGGCCUUCUUUAUUUAGCUGGUGUUAAGAGAGGACAGCAUCUAAAUACCCAGGAGUUUUGGGCACAGGAUGGUACUGCUCCAUAUUCCUUUACAUCGUCAAAAUGGCAACAUAUCAUUUUGGUCCUUCGAGACGGAUAUGGACCAUCUAGGCAACGUUUCUUCAAAUUACUUCACUUCGCUGAUACUGGCAUUGCCAACAGAAGGUUAGAUGAAGCAGAUAUGGAAAAUCCAAAACCAUACAAGAGAUUUCGAUACACGGAGGCGCAGCUACAAGAGGCAGUAGAGUUCAUCAGACAAUCAAAAUUGAACAUUUCCCAAGCAAGUAAAAAAUAUGGAAUUCCGAAAAGUACUUUAUCGAAUAAAUUAAGAGGCAAAGUGCCUGCAGUGAGAAAAAUGCGACCCACAACCAUUCUUACAAUGGAAGAGGAGGCCAAUCUAGAAAAAUGGAUUUUAUCCAAAGCAAUGUUAGGUUUUCCAAUGCACCCAGACGAAGUUAAAGAUUCAGUUCAACGAGUUUUGAAAAUUGUGAAACGACCAAAUGUUUUCACAGAUGAUAGGCCAGGAAAAAAAUGGAUGAAACUUUUUCUUCAAAGGCACCCCAAUGUUACGCAGCGAAACACUGAAAUAAUUUCAAAAGGUCGAGCAUCAGUUACAGAAGAAGGCAUUCGGACAUGGUUCGGUGAACUACAGGAUUAUCUAAUCAGCGAAAAUGCUGAGGAUAUUCUAUCAUGCCCUGAAAGAAUUUUUAACGCAGACGAGACAGGGUUGCAGACAUGUCCAAAAUCGGGAAAAUUGUUAGGUACAAAAAAUUAUAAGAACUUUUAUGAGCUGGCAAGUGGACCAGAGAAAGAGUGCAUUACCGUCCUUUGCACUUUCUCGGCGGCAGGUGUCUGUGUACCUCCGAUGGUGGUGUAUCCAUACAAAAGAAUACCUCGGGAUAUUGUUACAUCUAUGCCAGAUAAUUGGGGAAUAGGUCGGUCGGAUUCAGGGUGGAUGGUGAGUGCGACAUUUUACGAAUUCGUAGCCAAUAUCUUCUAUCCAUGGUUGGAAGAAAAUCAUAUAAAACUACCCGUUUUGUUACUGUUAGAUGGACACAAAUCGCACAUAAGCAUGGAUCUUUUCAACUUUUGCAUAAAAAACAAUAUUAUAUUAUUUUGUUUGCUGCCUAAUGCUACUCACAUACUCCAACCCUGUGACGUCGCGGUGUUCAAAGCUUUGAAAGUAGCCUGGAAAGAUGUUGUUAUGAGGCAAAAACAGGAUUCACAAAAGUCUAUCACAAAAACCAACUUUGCACCUCUAUUUAAAAAUGCUUUUGAUAAAGCCAUCAAACCUGAAACAAUAAUGGCUGGAUUUCGAGUAACCGGUUUAUUUCCUUUUGACCCAAAUGCAGUAGACUAUUCGAAAUGUAUUUCGAACAGGCGGAAAGAAAUUCGGGAGUUUGAAGUUGUGCGAACUAUUGCAAAUCCUGUUAAUUCUGCAGAUUAUAAAAGUACUCUUAAAGUUCUCGAACAUCAUGGAUCCACCCUUAUUAGACCAGUUUAG
Acanthoscelides obtectus is the source of this 1923-nucleotide messenger RNA. NCBI's taxonomy places the organism in Eukaryota, Metazoa, Arthropoda, Insecta, Coleoptera, Chrysomelidae. The record is from the annotation of a GenBank genome assembly.